UUCCUUUUCCACCCAAUAGAAAGAAUUGAGGUUAGGUUUCCAGUCCUGUCAAUGUCAGCUGUUUUUAGAGAAUUCAAAAAAUGUCUUUGUCCAAGUCCUUUCUGCAGCUUGUAUCUGUUUCAUCAUUUGUCCAAGCUAGCUUUUGGAACAAAUUAUCGGACUUGAAAAUAAAUAUUGACAAAUUAAACGAUGAUGAACGGCAAAUCUACGGUUUCUUCGCAAACAGCUCCUCAACAUGGACCACACAUGUUUUGGAAGUGGACAGCACAUCAUUUAAUUCAAUGCUGAAUUCACAAAACAAUAGCAUUCCAUUUCAAGGAAAAAUAUUUAAUAAAAACACAAUUGAACAGUUUAAAGAUUGUGACAAAACUAAAAUGAUUAACGAGGAAGGAAGACGGUUUUUGGAAGAUUUGAAAAGUGGGAAGGUUUUAGAGAAGCCUUAUUUGCUGAAUUUCUUUUUUAUAUUGUCAUUUAGUGAUCUUAAAAAAUUUCAUUUUUAUUACUGGUUUGCAUAUCCAGUACCUCACAAUUUGGAAAUACCAUUGGAAGCAAUUACUCCAAUUUUAGAACAUUUUACAGAAGACGAAGUAGCAUCUUUAAGUUUAGAAUAUCUGAAACUAGAUCCUCACCAAAAGCCAUACUUUUUAAUUCACAAUAAGGAAAUCCACACUUACCACUCUAAAUUGAAUGAAAUUAGUGAGAAUAAUUACCAGGAGUAUUACUUUGCUUUUGCAGAUUAUAUCAAUAGUGGCCAACACCCAAAAUCUCAAAUUAAAAAUUACAUAAUUUUUUUGUUACAUUAUUGCCCUUUCCUUGGAGGUAAAACUUUAAAUUUUCUUUUAUUCUUUUUGGACCGCAAAUUAUCUUGUUCUCAAAGUUUAAUGUAUAAAUUAACUCUACCUUGUUGCAAUUCAAUCGAAGAUAUUAUUUAUGGUAGUGGUGAUAACGCAUGGGCUGGAUGGGAAAAAAAUGAGAAAAACAAAUUUGCGCCACGAUUUUCCAACAUGAGAGCAACAAUGGAUCCUCAAGUAUUAUUCGAAGAAAGUGUUGAUUUAAAUUUAAAACUGAUGAAGUGGCGUCUUCUCCCGGAGAUUAAUCUAGAUAAAAUAAAGAACACAAAAUGCCUUCUUCUAGGCGCUGGAACUUUAGGAUGCUCAGUAGCAAGAAAUCUUCUGGGAUGGGGUGUUAGGAAUAUCAAUUUUGUUGAUAAUUCAACGGUUUCUUACUCAAAUCCUGUUAGACAACAUUUGUUUACUUAUGAAGAUGCUCUGAAGAGUAAACCAAAAGCUGAAGCUGCAGCCGAAAGUUUGCACAAGAUAUUUCCAUCAAUAAAUUCUCAAGGUCAUCAAUUUAUGAUUCCGAUGCCAGGGCACAAUGUUGGUGAAAGCACUGUUGACUCUGUGAAAAAAAACGUGAAAGAUUUAGAAAAACUUAUUCAAGAACACGAUAUUAUUUUCCUUUUAACCGAUUCCAGAGAGAGCCGUUGGUUGCCUACAUUACUGGGCAUAUUCCAUAAUAAAAUUGUAAUAAAUGUUGCUUUGGGCUUUGAUACUUAUCUAAUCAUGAGAUACGGCCGCAAAGAUAUUAAAGUUGGUGUUCAAGAAAUACAAAGUCAAUCGACGUUUAAAAGAAUCUCUGGAGCGGAACUCGGAUGUUAUUUUUGCAAUGAUGUUACUGCCCCAGGAAACUCUCUUAAAGACCGAACACUUGACCAACAAUGCACCGUCACGAGGCCUGGAGUUUCAUCAAUAGCAGGAGCUUUAGCUGUGGAAUUAGCAGUUUCAGUGAUUCAACAUGAAGAAGGCAUUAAUGCCCCUGCAUUUUACAAAAGUGGUCCCCAGAGCGACAUGAAUUUUAGUGAAGACCAAGGGGGCGUUUUGGGAAUAUUACCUCACUCGAUUAGAGGAUUUUUGUCAAGUUUUAUGCAUGUUUUACCUGCUACACCAAAGUACAAUCAGUGCGUUGCUUGCUCUAGUAUUGUUUUAGAAGAGUAUAAGGCCAAGGGGUUUGCUUUUCUUCUUGAGACAUUCAACAGCAACAAUUAUCUGGAAACUCUAACUGGGCUUAGUGAAUUAUUUACUGAUAGUAAUUAUGCUGAUGUGUUGGAAUUAAGUGAUGAAGAAUGGGAGAAGUAGAUUUAUAAACAUGUUUUUGGGAUACUGCCUUAAAGCCGCCUUUGCUUAUGUUAUUUAAGUAUGAGCAAGCAUUUUAUGUACAAAUAUUACACAAAUGGUUAUGUAUUUAUUAUAUUAAGAAAUAAAUCUCAAUUGUCGAUAAAA
Messenger RNA from Tribolium madens (black flour beetle), 2279 nucleotides. Its product is annotated as ubiquitin-like modifier-activating enzyme ATG7. The transcript is spliced from 10 exons. The record is from RefSeq and is a predicted model, not a curated record. Gene Ontology annotation, biological process: cellular response to nitrogen starvation; C-terminal protein lipidation; autophagy of mitochondrion. Bases 81 to 2135 code for a protein of 684 amino acids. NCBI's taxonomy places the organism in Eukaryota, Metazoa, Arthropoda, Insecta, Coleoptera, Tenebrionidae. Gene Ontology annotation, cellular component: phagophore assembly site; cytoplasm. Gene Ontology annotation, molecular function: Atg8 activating enzyme activity; Atg12 activating enzyme activity.